Xiphias gladius (swordfish) is the source of this 3248-nucleotide messenger RNA. RefSeq names its product zinc finger DHHC-type palmitoyltransferase 18a (gene zdhhc18a). The coding region runs from base 162 to 1634 and encodes 490 amino acids. Gene Ontology annotation, cellular component: endoplasmic reticulum; Golgi apparatus. The record is from RefSeq and is a predicted model, not a curated record. The transcript is spliced from 10 exons. Gene Ontology annotation, molecular function: protein-cysteine S-palmitoyltransferase activity. Gene Ontology annotation, biological process: peptidyl-L-cysteine S-palmitoylation; protein targeting to membrane. NCBI's taxonomy places the organism in Eukaryota, Metazoa, Chordata, Actinopteri, Istiophoriformes, Xiphiidae.
CAUUGGCUGACGGUAGGAGAAAAAGAAAAACGUGAACUGCCGAAAGAAGCUUGAACCGAAGCUCGUUUGCCUGCCUGUGUAUUGAAUUCACGACAAAAGGCGAGGUCAUUUACCCAGAUGAGCACGAAUACCUUUGAAAUGCUUUAAUUUCACUACCAAAGAUGGUAGCUAACCUUGAGUCAACUCGGGAAUUGAUUCAGCUCGCUAAACUCAACUACGGAGAAGAAUGCCUCUGCUGGAUGAAGAACUGCGAGUACCAGCAGAUUGACCCGCGGGCGCUGUCGGUGUCGCCGUCGUCGGCACAGAAUCACACCGAGAAGAAAGAGCAGCGCCCGCGGAGGAAAUGGGAAGUGUUCCCUGGGAAGAACCGGUUUUUCUGCGAUGGACGGAUCAUCCUGGCCAGACAGAGCGGUGUCCUUCCUCUGACACUGGGCCUUAUUGUUGUCACUUGUGGCCUUUUCUUUGCAUUCGAUUGCCCAUUCCUGGUGGAGCAUCUGACCGUUUUCAUACCUGUGAUUGGUGCGGUGCUCUUUGUGUUUGUGGUCAUCUCUUUGCUGAGAACCAGCUUUACAGACCCAGGCAUCCUACCCAGGGCCACCCCAGAUGAAGCUGCAGACAUAGAAAAGCAGAUAGAUACCUCAGGAUCCUCUACAUAUCGCCCCCCUCCGCGAACAAAGGAGAUCCUCAUCAACCAGCAGGUGGUAAAGCUCAAGUACUGCUUUACUUGUAAAAUGUUCCGCCCACCUCGGACCUCCCACUGCAGCCUGUGCGACAACUGUGUAGAACGAUUUGAUCACCACUGCCCAUGGGUGGGGAACUGUGUGGGCAAACGUAAUUACCGCUUCUUCUACAGCUUCAUCAUCUCCCUGUCGUUUCUGACAUCUUUCAUAUUUGGCUGUGUCAUAACACACAUUACUCUGCGUUCUCAAGCAGGUAAAAGCCUUGUACAGGCCAUUCAAGAGAGCCCUGCCAGUGUGGUGGAGUUGGUGAUUUGUUUCUUCUCCAUCUGGUCUAUACUGGGCCUCUCAGGCUUCCAUACAUACUUAGUAGCCUCCAACCUCACAACAAAUGAAGAUAUAAAGGGCUCUUGGUCAAGUAAAAGGGGUGCAGAGGAGUCUGGGAACCCAUACAGUUACAACAGCAUUAUAACCAACUGCUGUGUGAUGUUAUGUGGCCCCAUGCCCCCGAGUCUGAUUGACAGAAGAGGUUUCCUGCCUCCUGACGAGGCGAUCCCAGCUGCUUCUGCUUCGGAGAUAGAGCUGCCACUCUUUGCGGCCAAGAAUGACGCACACAUGUGCACUCAGAGCACCAAGGAUGUGCUGGAGAGGAUGGUCCACUCCUCUGACUUUCAUGGCCUGUGCCCCCCUGGCACCCCAAAGACCACCCCUGCUGGCCUGGAGGUUUCCAGCAUGCCAGCACCUUCCACAGAGUCGUCUCCCUCCACUGGCUGCUCACAACAGCAUGCUCGCCAUCCCUUGACCGCUCCUUGCCCACUGUUCAGCAGAAGCAGCAAGAGGGACUCGCUGCACUCCAUCAACCCAGCUUUCCGCCUGGCUUCUCCCUCACCGUCGCUGAGCCGUGCCAGCUUGAUUCUGGGCGAUGCACCCGACAUUGGCUUUAUCCCACUACCAUGAGUGUGCACCCAUAGGAGAACAGAAGGAGUUAGAGUGGACUUAUUCCACUGCUGUGUAUCACUGGCAAUGAUUUUGGCUACAAAGAGACUUUUUCACACUGGUGGUCAUGAUGUGUGUUGUCAUUUGGUUUCUCAAGAUGUCAUUCUGGUGAGUUGAUUAAGCAUUACCUGGAGGGUUCUUAUGUUCUGUGAGUUAUAUCAACAACAUCUUACUGUAUGUGUCCUUCAGGAAGGAGGUAAAUCUUAGUAACACUUGGAAGCACAAUAUAGAGAUAUUUUUUUAAACACCUUUUUAUUAAGACACCUAGAACAUGCCUCCACACCUUCCACAGAACCUUAAGCCAUACAUCACAGCUGCAGUGUUUGAGUUCCUGUUAAUAUCUUAUGCAAACAGGUCUUAAAAUCUGGGAAUACUUACAGUUUGACUGUGGAUGCAAGACGUACAGAAACAAAAGAUUUACUGAACUGGCAUGCUCUGGAUAGCAAGCCCGUUUAAGGAUGAUCAAUUCAAGAGUUAGCCUUAUGUCAUGUCUGAUCAUUUCCUGUCAUCUAGAUCUACAUCAGCCCGCUAUAAUUGGUUGGAUCCAGUUUGACUGUAGAUAAAUGAAUAAUCAGUUUGAAGGGGAGAACAAAGUGCAGUUUUUAUUUUAUUUUUAUUGUAUGCAUAUCAAAGUUUUUUUUCUGUAUUUUGUAAUCAGUUCUGUAUGUUUUGUACAUCCGAUGCUCUAAGGCUAAAUGGCAAAUAUCUUUCCUUUUUUUGAGGUGUAUCACUUUAGCAGACAAUAAUUGAAAGAUGAUACUUAAAACUGAGUUUUUUGAAAUUGAAUUUGAAUUUGUUCAGAUUUGUUCAUGUAUGACAGUAUACUAACUGACUGAAAUGUGUAGCAUUUAUACAUAUUGUAUAAUGUGUUUUUGUUGCUUUAUCUGAUUUCUUAGAUGUUAAAACCGAGUAUUUAAAUCAAAAUCAAAUUUGCUGCUGCCUGUCGGCUCUUGGAUUGGAGUAGUCAUCGCUGAAACACUGUGUCCUGUUUAUGUGAUUGACUGGGAUGCUUCCAGUAUGAGUGAGUAUCUGCUUUUUCUUUGCCUCAGGGCACAUCAUCAGUACACUACCUGUCAUGAGUGUGUUGGUGGCUACAGCAAAGGUUCGAUGUCUUGACCGUCUCAAGCCGACUAAUGUUUUAGGAACGUGGAUGAGGCCUCUUUUCAUGCAGGGCAAGCUGUCAUUUUCAUGGCUGUGACCUUUUGCUGCUCUUACAGCACGAAACUUAACACUCUAUCUGUGACGGUGGAGUACAGUUUCUUGUGGGUUAGGAGUUAGUUUGUGCCACUAGGGGGCAGGGUGUGAAUAAGGAUUGCAGCCUCCUCAGGGGAAUUUAGUAACAUGAAAAUCAUUAGAAGAAAGGCCUUUUGCUGUUUUAUUUAUUCUUUUUUCUUUGUAAUUGAGUGUUGAAGCUGUACAUACGUUUUGAGUUUGUGAAGAACCACCAUAGUUAGUAGGUCGUUCAUUUAUCAGUCUGCAUCAAGACCCUUAGUUUGUGUAGAGACCAUUACAAGCAGUGCUUGUAUGAACAAACUUGUUUGCAUUUUUUAGGAUGUAACAGUGGAACUUUAACAU